Asparagus officinalis (garden asparagus) is the source of this 1316-nucleotide messenger RNA. RefSeq lists its product as uncharacterized. The record is from RefSeq and is a predicted model, not a curated record. The transcript is spliced from 3 exons. Gene Ontology annotation, biological process: protein folding in endoplasmic reticulum. NCBI's taxonomy places the organism in Eukaryota, Viridiplantae, Streptophyta, Magnoliopsida, Asparagales, Asparagaceae. The annotation marks the transcript as partial. Gene Ontology annotation, cellular component: membrane; cytoplasm.
AAAGGUGCUAAGGUUCUAGAUUCAAACAAGGAGGCUAAGGGUGCUUCUGGCAUCUUAGAUAAAGACGAGGACAAGUAUCUUCGCAAUCCAUGCUCAGUAGAGGAUAAGUAUGUCAUUGUAGAACUUUCAGAGGAAACUUUAGUGGAUACAAUUGAGAUUGGGAACUUCGAACACUACUCUUCCAACUUAAAAGAUUUUGAACUAUACAGCAGUUUAAUUUAUCCAACAAAUAGUUGGGUUAAACUUGGGAAUUUCACGGCUCAAAAUGUGAAGCAUGCACAAAGGUUCUCUCUUUCUGAGCCUAAGUGGGCAAGAUACCUGAAACUGAAUAUGGUGAGUCAUUAUGGUUCAGAAUUCUAUUGUACAUUGAGUGUCGUUGAGGUAUAUGGAGUGGAUGCUGUCGAAAGGAUGCUUGAGGAUCUAAUCUCAGUUGAGACCAAACGGUCAGAAACAAUAGAACAAAGCAACGGGAGGAAGCUGCUACAAGAACCUAGUAAUGGAGAUGAUAUCUAUCAGGAUUCUUUUACGGAGGUCAAUAACGAACUUCCACAUGAAAGCUCAAAGUCAAAAAAGGAGAUUCAAAAGACUAUCGUGUCUGAUCCGGUUUUAGAGAUCAGAUCACCACAGGUUGGAAGAAUGCCUGGGGACGCUGUUCUGAAGAUACUGCUGCAGAAGGUGCAGUCUCUUGACUUGAAUUUCUCUGUUUUGGAGAGGUACCUGGAGGAACUGAAUAACAGAUAUGCACAUAUCUUGAGUGAUUUUGAUACUGAUAUGUCUAAUAAGGAUAUAGUCUUGGAAAAUAUCAGAUUAGAAAUAAAGAAUCUUCAGGACAACAAGAACAUCUUUGUUAAAGAAAUUGAAGAACUCCACUCGUGGAAAUCCUUAUUUUCCUUACAGUUGGAGCAAUUGACCAAAGACAAUAUAAUGAUCAGAUCAGAGUUUCAAAGAGUUCGAGAUCAUCAGGUGGACAUGGAGAACAGGGAUUUUGUAGUGAUAUUUAUGAGUUUCAUCUUUGGCAGUUUGGCGGCUGCUAAAUUGUUUAUAGGUGUAUUCUUAAGCAUUUUUAGAACGCAAAAUUAUGUACAAUUUUAUCAAACAAACUCUGCUUGGUUUUUCUUGCUGCUGAGCAGUAGCAUUAUAGCAUUUGUUCUUGUAUUAUAGUGGAAUCAAAAAAAAAAAAAAAAUUUGGUGUGGUAUAAUAGGUUCAAUAUAUUCAAUGUAUCAAUGUACUAUGGCCGCGGCAAGUUUGCACUGUGAAAUAGAAUGUCACAAUAAUCAUGUGGAUCCUGGAGUAUCGGCUUUUAAAACUACCGGAC